Molecule: messenger RNA, 4501 nt
Organism: Linum trigynum
Lineage: Eukaryota; Viridiplantae; Streptophyta; Magnoliopsida; Malpighiales; Linaceae
Source: the annotation of a GenBank genome assembly
UUAUGGGGAAGGAAGAAAGGAAAAAAACUAAUUGAGAAGUUUCGGUUUUGAAACUUCAGCCCCACUUCUUUCCCUUUCUCAAGAAAGGAUAUUUGACAUUUCAUCCAUCUGGGACUGGGGUCCGGCAUAGAUUUUUCCACAUUAAUGGCGAUUACCACCAAAUGCACUUGCAAAUUAAUUUCAACUCUCCCCUGGAGCAGAAAAUUGAAACUCCAGAGGAAAACCAACCCUCGGGUCCCACAAAACAGAGACGACCCUGUUUUUGAGAUGGAUGGAAGGAAGAAAACCUGCCGGAAAUUUUUUUCAACAACCAAAACGUGGCUUACAUCUACUCAACCUCUCCCAUGAAUUGCUAAGUUGAAACUUGAAACUCCACCACCACCAUUACCAUUGCUCCAUUAAGCUCCCCCACUACUUUGGUUUCUUCAAGUUUUUCCCAUGCCCACUUCCUUUUUCCCCUUCUCCCCUGUUUCCCUCCAUUAGAGACUGUCAUCUGCUUGGCUAAACCCUUUCUUGAUCUUAAGCCUGUACUGGUUGGAUUGUUGAAGCUCAUCAUUUCAUCGUUGGAUCCAUUCCCUUCUGUUCUUUGGUCGGGUAAAAAGCUAUGGUCUUUGUACCCAUUUACCAUUAUUAUUAUACAACUCAGAACAAGGCGUAAAGUUUCCAACUUUUCCCCUUCCUAGCAUAGCAAGCCUGCGUUUUAUCUUCUCUCUUUUCUACUCGGUUUUUUUUUUGGCUUUUACUUUUCAGGCUGGAUAUCUGUCACCCGGGUUUCAUUAGAUUUAGUUUAAUGGUGCUUGUGAGGCUUCUGUAAAGAAAGAGGCUUUCUCUGUCCAUCUCUCUCUUUCUCUCUUAUGCUUGUUGCUUUUCUUCCCUUGUACUGUCUUCAUCUCUCCAACCCCAUUUCCCAAGCUUGCCUGCAUUCCAUUUCUUCUCCAGCCCUGCAAUCUUGUUUCUUUAUAGGAAGUUUCAAUUUUGACGCCAAAGGAAGUGAAUUUACUUGUUGGGGAGGUUGAGUGGUGUGGGGUUGAAGUGACUGAGCUGGAUUCAACAGAAGGACUAGCUUGACCCGGUUCUGCCCUUUUGUCCUUGGGCAUUAAGUGCUUGCUUCCUCAUAUUCCGAGGAUUCCAUUCCAUGAAAAUCUUCCUGCAUCUCUGAGAAACUUCUCUUCCAUGUCAGUUAUUUAAUUUUCUUUUGCACUAUUUAUGUUGUUUGUUUUUGGUAUUGCAUUCCACUUGGUUCAGUGUUUUGAUGCCCAUUUCCAUUUUCACCCGGCUGGAGUAGCUUUCGCUUCGCCACCUAUUUUCCCCUUGUUUGUCGAUAUUUCCAAGUAUAUUGUGUAUUGGAGAAAUGCUGGCUGCUUCCUUUCUUGCAUUAUCCUUCUAUGGUCUAUUCCUCUUUACAUUGAUGCUUUGCGCGUUUUAGAUGUCUUAAUUUACCUCAUUUUUCUGUUUCAGCUAAGCAACAAAGCAAACUGUUCAAUAGGGGAAAGUAGGUUGGUAAAGGCGUAGUUGCAGUAGCAAACUGGCAAUGAGCUUCAAUGUUAUCAGGUAACAGGUGUUUGAUUUUUUUUCCCCAUCUGUUUUCCUUUACCCUUUUUCUAUUGUUGUUUCUGUAGUUUGUUUGUUAUUCAUUCAUUAAUGUCUUUCCUUGUCUUUUGUUCAAUUCAAUGUGUUGUGCUUAUCUUAUACCACAUGUUUGUGUACAGAUUUGAUUGACAAAUGAUGUUCAAGUAGCUGGAUGGAGAAGAAAGGAAACAAAGUUAUCAGCAAUUAAUGUGCUUUCCUGGAGCUUAGUUGCUAUGGAGAAAACAGUUUCUGAUUCAUUGAAUAGCUUCAGUGAUGAGAAAGAAUUAUCAUGUGAGAAUGUGUUGGCACGUCCAGAAUCCACAACAUCAAGGAGAGUGGUGAGAAGGGUUAAUUCCAAGAACUCCCUCGUUUCCAGAAAACUGCAGAAAAGUAAAAGCUGGAUCAAGGAUUCACUCCUCCACAGAAUCCACAUCAUUGAUGAUUGGAUUCCAAAGCAUGUGGUGACUGUAGAUGAGAAACAUCUUCGUCGUUGCCUCGAUUUGAUUAAUGCCAGUGCUUCUUCUAGGACAGCUUCUUGCAGCAUUUCUAUUGCUUCAUCUUGGGGAAGCAUGGAUGUGUUGUCUGAUGGCCUGAGCUCUGUUAAAGUCGGUAGUGACUAUAGAUUUGAUCUCAAUUGUGCAUUGGAUACUGGAGGUGGCAGUUUGGUUGCUACCCCUGCAGGUGACUGGAUCGUUGGCUCAAUCAUGGGUAGCAAGAGUAUGGUUAAUUUGCUGCAAAGCCCCUUAUUGCGCCAGUAUGGUGCAUUUAACACCAACGAUGUCAAUUUCAGGGAUGGCAGUUUCGCUGACGUUAAAGGAUCGAGCUCGCCUGGUGGGUUGAGUAGUUAUUCGUCGUCUCGGACAGACAUUGAAUCGACAUUUCCUUUAAACUACAGAAAUGUUUCAGAGAAUUCACAUGAAAGGCUCUUUUCUAUAUCGAGUACAAACUCUUCAUGUUCUGACCAGUCUUCUUUGUCUUCAUCGGGUGCUGUAACUCAGGGAAUGCUCCAGUUCACAUUGAAGAAUGGGAACCCUCAUUUUGUUUUCUCCGUAGAUGAUCAAAAGGUGGUCUAUGUGGCCAGCUUGUGGAAGGCUAAAUCAAGGGGUGAUGAUAAGAAGAGUCUUGAUGACUAUACCUACUUGUUUCAUUCCAGAACAAGUGGUCAAGAAGAGGACCAUGACACCACUCAUCAUGGGCUUGAUUCUCAUCUUGUUGGUAAGAUGGUGGUAUCGACUUCUUUUAGCAUCUCUGAGAACAAUUAUAGAAGAACCAUGGUGAGAGAGUUUGUUUUAUUUGGUGGAAAUGAAAGUUUUAUGGAAGUGCAAGCUUCGAAGCUUGAACUGAGAAAGAACAGGAGAUUGUCCAGGAAGGUUUCAGAAGUGUUUAGGAAGAAGAGAAGUUUGUCUAAAUUUGGGGGAUCAUCAGGUACCAUAUUAGAGAACAGUGUUUGGGGGCCAUUACAAGAGACAGCAGAUUACAGCAUUGAUUCACUUGGUGGUUCUGAUUUGAUACAUAAACAUCUUCCAUCGAACUUCGAGUUGACUGCCAUUGUUGUGAAAGAAGGUGUUCCUGAAAUCUGUCAAGCGAAAGUUGGAGGAGGAUGGGGCUUAAAGUUCCUCCAGAAAGCAAGUGACAAGAAGCAACAUAGUGAUGAUACAGAACCAUCAUCGACUGCUUCUGCUUCUUGUACCCGGGAUGCUGGUGACUGCUCAACUAGCAUGGAUAUUAUACUUCCAGCUGGAUUACAUGGUGGACCAAGGACUAGGAAUGGAGGUCCUUCCAGUCUUGUAGAUAGAUGGAGAUCGGGUGGAUGCUGUGAUUGUGGAGGCUGGGACUUGGGAUGCCCAUUAACUGUACUUAAAGGCAAAUCAAGCAAUAAAGAUCUUUUGUUGCCUGCAGAUGGUCACAGGGAAUGCAGAUUGAUUGAUUUGUUCAUCCAGGGUCCAGAGAACAGUGCACCUCCGUUGAGAAUGAUCAAUGUACAUGAUGGCCUCUAUUUUGUUCAUUUCCAGUCCACACUAUCAGCUCUGCAGUCUUUCUCAAUUGCAGUGGCUUUUAUCCAUUCACAGAGUCCCGUCUUGCGGCCCAAAAGUGUACAUGGAGCAUGACCUGUGUUCUCGAGGUCUAUGUAGUUGUUGUAAACUCUCUUACUGUGUCACAGCAUUUCAUUAAGUCAGAUUACUAAGUCAUUAUACAUCCUUAAGUUUCUAAGUUUUUCUGCUUUCCAUCUUAUCUAAUGAUUCUGUACGGGGUAUUAGAUCGCCUAGAAUGAGGUUGUUUCUUUUAUAUAUUCUCAGAUUUGCUUGUCGUUUGCUUGUGAUUUGAGACUGCUUGUCCACUGAUAUUCUAGUAGAAGUGAAGUUCCUGUAACCUACUUAGCAUAUUGAUUGUAUGUAUAUUUCUCCAUCAAUGAAAGAAGUAUAAGUUUGUGGCUGAAAUGCGCAAUUCUUUGUGUCGUUAGAAUGAUCAGAAUUGUCAUCUCAUCUUUCUGGGAAGGCUUGCGAAUUGUCACCCUGUGUCGUUAGUAUUGCUUCUCUAUCAUUUAUCGGGAUCCUGGUUCUUUCUCUCCUUUCCAUGAGUGUGAAACUUUCUGCAGCAUGUGAAAGGUUGUGACCCUUGACAGCUGAAUGUUCUGGAGUUGGUACUUGCAUCGAUUGGUUGUGCGAAGUCUACUACUGGUAAAGAUUCCGAGUUGAACCUUCAAGUUUCCUUAUUCUACAGAAGAAGGCUUUCAUGGAAGGAACGUGUUGCUGGGAAUUCAAUCAAUCCAUUCCGUGGUGCGUUUCUGCUCGCACAGAAGUUGACCCUGGUGCUGUCCAGCUAGAUGAUCACCUCUGGUGGUGGCUGCUUGAUGAACAUUUCAGAAUGUGAAGCCACGUUGUGUCUGCACUGGUCAAUGGUCAAGUUUUGAGAACAAAUUGCUGAGUUUCAU